Cylicocyclus nassatus is the source of this 2584-nucleotide messenger RNA. The record is from the annotation of a GenBank genome assembly. NCBI's taxonomy places the organism in Eukaryota, Metazoa, Nematoda, Chromadorea, Rhabditida, Strongylidae.
GCCGGUAACACAACUAACCCACGCCGAUCGACUUCUUCCACAAAAUGUCGCUUCACCUGCUUCGAAAUGUAACCGCUCGAUCACUUGGUGCCCUCCGACUUGCGUCCACUGGAUCAGCCUACCAACCUCUUCCAAUCGACCCAACAUGGAGCGAAAUGGCGAAGAAAGCCAUGAAGGGCAAAGAUCCUAAUUCACUGAUCUGGCACACUCCUGAGGGUAUCCCCAUCAAGCCGUUGUACCUGAAGGAGGAUCGAAAAUGCGAUCAGGGCAAGCCAGAUGAGCUCCCCGGAAAAUACCCAUUCACCCGUGGACCGUAUCCGACUAUGUACACACAGCGACCGUGGACGAUUCGACAGUAUGCCGGUUUCUCGACUGUAGAGGAAUCUAACGCAUUUUACAAGGAAAACAUCAAAGCCGGUCAACAGGGACUUUCUGUUGCCUUCGAUCUGGCAACACAUAGAGGCUAUGACUCCGACAAUCCGCGUGUGUACGGUGAUGUCGGUAUGGCUGGUGUAGCUGUAGAUUCCGUAGAAGACAUGAAACAGCUUUUCGAUGGCAUUGACCUGUCAAAAAUGAGCGUUUCGAUGACUAUGAAUGGAGCUGUUAUCCCCGUUAUGGCCAUGUACAUCGUCGCUGCUGAAGAAGCUGGUGUUGAUCGCAAAAAUCUGGCUGGAACCAUCCAAAACGACAUUCUGAAAGAGUUCAUGGUCCGAAACACCUAUAUCUAUCCACCAGAGCCUUCGAUGCGUAUUAUUGGUGAUAUUUUCGCCUAUGCCAGCAAAGAAAUGCCAAAAUGGAACAGCAUCUCGAUUUCCGGAUACCACAUGCAGGAAGCUGGAGCCGAUGCAGUUUUGGAAAUGGCUUUCACCAUUGCUGACGGUAUUCAGUAUUGUCAGACCGGUAUCGAUGCAGGAUUGACCAUUGACCAAUUCGCACCUCGACUCAGCUUCUUCUGGGGUAUCAGCAUGAACUUCUACAUGGAGAUCGCAAAGAUGAGGGCUGCUCGACGUCUAUGGGCUGAACUUCUGAAGGAACGCUUUAAUCCAAAGAACCCCAAGUCACUUAUGCUCCGUACUCACUCACAGACCAGCGGAUGGUCCCUAACCGAACAGGAUCCUUACAACAACAUCAUUCGAACUACAAUCGAAGCUAUGGCAUCAGUGUUUGGUGGAACUCAAUCGCUUCAUACCAACUCGUUCGAUGAAGCUCUUGGUCUACCAACGAAAUUCUCUGCCCGUAUUGCUAGAAAUACCCAGAUUAUCAUUCAGGAAGAAAGCGGUAUCUGCAAAGUUGCUGAUCCAUGGGGUGGUUCGUACAUGAUGGAAUCGUUGACGGACGAAAUCUACGAGAAAGCGAGAAAGGUCAUCGAAGAAAUCGACGAGCUUGGCGGCAUGGCAAAGGCUGUCGCAUCUGGCAUGACAAAGCUUCGCAUCGAAGAGGCUGCAGCGAAGAAGCAGGCCCGUAUCGAUGCCGGCAAGGACGUCAUCGUCGGUGUGAACAAAUAUCGACCCGACAAGGAGUCCAAAGUUGAUGUGCUUGUCGUCGACAACAAGAAAGUGCGUGAGUCGCAGAUCGCCAAGCUCGAGCACAUCCGCAAGACCAGGGACCCGAAACGCGCCAAGGCUGCACUUGAGGCUAUUACCAAGGGAGCUGCCGGAGAUGGAAAUCUACUCGAGCUGGCCGUUGAAGCUUCUCGCGCUCGUUGCACAGUUGGAGAAAUCAGUGAUGCUAUGGAGAAGGUGUUCACACGAUACGCUGCUGUUAACAGAAUGGUAUCCGGAGCGUACAAAUCUGAGUUUGGAGAGACCAGUGAGAUGGCUCAGGUUAUGGACCGUGUAAAGGCAUUCGCAGCCAAGGAAGGACGUCAGCCUCGUAUCAUGGUAGCAAAGAUGGGUCAGGAUGGACACGAUCGCGGAGCGAAAGUUGUUGCCACAGGAUUCGCUGACCUUGGCUUUGACGUCGAUGUUGGACCACUAUUCCAAACCCCGGCGGAAGCCGCGCAACAAGCCGUCGAUGCUGAUGUGCAUGUGAUCGGCGCUAGCAGCUUAGCCGCUGGACACUUGACUCUUGUGCCAGAACUCGUCAAGGAACUCAAGAAGCUCGGAAGACCUGAUAUUGUUGUUGUCGUUGGAGGUGUGAUUCCACCACAAGAUUAUGAUGCAUUGUACAAGGCUGGAGCAUCUUUGAUCUUCGGUCCUGGAACAAGGCUACCAAGCUGUGCUAUGCAGGUGUUGGACAAAUUGGAAGGCCAUCAGGAAAAAGCAAGUGCCAAAUCGUAAUCCCCUUAAUCACUCAGUAGCUGAGUAGUUUGUAAUAUAUUUUUACUGAACAAUAGAUUAAAACCAGUAUAAUAUAGCCCGGUGCCAGUGGGUUUUGUGAUAGUAGUCAUUUCUCAGUUUUAUUCGUCUAAUUUGUAGUGUAAGUAUAUUCGGGGAGAUUAUGAUUGUUCUUUGUGGUCGGUAAUGUCGAUUCAUGUGUUCGCUGCAUUUUGCCAUUAGGAGUUGUUCAGAGUCGUUGACGAUACGAGUGUUACCUGUUUCAUCGCUGUAUAAAUAAACAUACCAUUGGCUUACUCUGUCAACAA